ACCCUUUAUAAAUCACCCUGAACGCCAAAAAGCAGAAGCAAAGAGCUUUCAAUAUAAACACAAAAUUUGGCAAUCGUCUUCUUCACCCAUCAAAGACAACAAAUCAAAGAUUUUCUGGUGAUCUUGUUGGAAGAAGUUAUUGAACUCAAAACUUUGUGAUCAUGGACCGUGGCAAUUCAACAUUUGAACAAUGUUAUCGAUGUUACCCUGUCUCUUUCAUUGACAAGGCACAUCUGGAGAAGGGAGAUAAAGCUAUUAUGCCUGCCUCAGCUCUUGAUCGCCUUGCAUCACUGCAUGUCGAAUACCCAAUGUUAUUUGAGUUGACUAAUGCUCCUGUUGAGCGAGUUUCUCAUUGUGGGGUUUUAGAGUUCAUUGCAGAUGAGGGCAUGAUAUACUUACCAUACUGGAUGAUGGAGAACAUGCUCCUCCAAGAGGGAGAUAUUGUGCAGGUGAAAAAUGCUAGCUUAGCAAAGGGAACCUAUGUGAAGCUGCAGCCCCACACUAUGGACUUCUUAGACAUCUCCAACCCCAAAGCAAUCCUGGAAACAACACUGAGGAGUUACUCUUGCUUAACUACUGGUGACACUAUCAUGGUCCCUUAUAACAAUAAAAAGUAUUAUAUUAAUAUAGUUGAAACAAAACCUUCCCCUGCAGUCAGUAUUAUUGAAACUGAUUGUGAGGUGGACUUUGCCCCUCCUCUUGAUUAUAAAGAACCACAACAGCCAGUUCCCUCUCUAAGGUCAAAAAGGAUGCCACCUGAAGCUGAAGAAGUGCCACCUAAAAAGGUUGCUAAGUUUAGCCCGUUCAGUGGUUCAGCAAGGCGCUUGGAUGGCAAACCCUUGACACAACCAGCUGCACUGCCUGUCUCUCCCUUGUUUAAACAACAUAAUUCAAAUGCUGGCAAUGAAACUGUUGCUUCCAAGUCAUCAAGCUCUACUUCAAGUCAACACUCUGGAAAGCUUGUGUUUGGUUCGAAUGGGGGUCAGCCCCCAAAGGAAACAACAAAAGUUGCCAUGAAGAACAGUAGAGAGCCGCCUAAAGAGGAAGAACCAAAGUUUCAAGCCUUCACAGGGAAAAAGUAUUCACUGAGAGGAUGACCGCAUUCAAACUUUUCUGUGGUCCAUCCGUUGAGAUUUCAAAUAGCCCAUUUGUUCAUUGAAGACCGUUGCCCAAAAGGGCUCAGAAACUUCUUUAGGGUUUUUUGCCACUGAAUAAUUAACUAAUUAUAUUCAGUUGAUUCAAAAAAUUGGUAUGGGCACAGGGCACUUGAAUGGUUCAAAUGUAAAGGGUACAAAAGACUUGCAAGAGUAUAUAAACAAGUUAUUUAAAUUUAGGUAUAUAUAAAGUUGGAAAUCAGCAGUUUUAUGACAUAUUAGUGGAUUAUGUUUUUCUC
This is a messenger RNA of Theobroma cacao (cacao), 1393 nucleotides long. Its product is annotated as ubiquitin fusion degradation protein 1 B-like. Gene Ontology annotation, molecular function: polyubiquitin modification-dependent protein binding. Gene Ontology annotation, cellular component: VCP-NPL4-UFD1 AAA ATPase complex. Gene Ontology annotation, biological process: ERAD pathway; ubiquitin-dependent protein catabolic process. The record is from RefSeq and is a predicted model, not a curated record. NCBI's taxonomy places the organism in Eukaryota, Viridiplantae, Streptophyta, Magnoliopsida, Malvales, Malvaceae.